Ziziphus jujuba (common jujube) is the source of this 1818-nucleotide messenger RNA. Its product is annotated as protein IQ-DOMAIN 22. The transcript has 4 exons. Gene Ontology annotation, molecular function: protein binding. The coding region runs from base 198 to 1691 and encodes 497 amino acids. The record is from RefSeq and is a predicted model, not a curated record. NCBI's taxonomy places the organism in Eukaryota, Viridiplantae, Streptophyta, Magnoliopsida, Rosales, Rhamnaceae.
AUUUAUUUUAUAUAUGAAACACCAAAAACUUUUCUACUUCUUGAGCUUCGUCUUUCUCACUCUCACUGUAUCACACAGUUACAGAAUUCUCUCUCUGUCUGUCCUCUUUUUUAUUCUGCAAAAUGAAGCCCAUAACCAAUCUUGUUCGGUAAGGCCUAACGGUUUUUACCAACAAAAAGACACAAACACUAAGAAAAAUGGGCAAAGCAUCAAAAUGGUUUCGGGGUCUUCUCGGGCUCAAAAAGUCCGAUCCUUCUUCAGCACCUCAAAAACCUCCCAAAGAGAAAAGAAGAUGGAGCUUCGUCAAAUCCUACAGAGAAAAGGACCACCAUAACCACCAUCAUGUCUCCAAACCCAUUGAAGAAACUACAACUGCAAGACCCACCAACGCGUACGGCAGCCAAGCUUCUUCGGUGUCUUUGUCCGCCACGCACUCGACGACGGCGACGGAGAUCUCCAACGGAACUGCCGUCGUCGAUCCCAACAAGCACGCAAUCGCCGUCGCAGCUGCCACCGCCGCGGUGGCGGAGGCUGCCGUGGCUGCUGCUCAGGCGGCUGCUGCCGUUGUCAGGCUUACUAGCAGCGGUCGGUGCCCGAGCAGCAACAACCCCACGGCGUACGUUAGUGGCCGAAGUGUUGGGAUUCGUGAAGAAUGCGCUGCCAUUAGAAUACAAUCAGCAUUCCGAGGCUGUUUGGCAAGGAGAGCGUUGCGGGCAUUGAAAGGAUUGGUGAGGCUUCAGGCAUUAGUAAGAGGCCAUAUUGAGAGGAAGCGGACAGCGGAAUGGCUGCAUCGGAUGCAAGCAUUGUUGCAAGCACAGUCGCGUGCACGUGCUGGGCGGUCCCAAAUUGCAGAUUCCUCAAAUUCAAGUGGCAAAUCUUCUCGUUUUCAACAUCCUGGACCGACAACCCCUGAAAAGUUCGAACAUUCCAUCAGGGCUAAGAGUACAAGAAGUGAUCAAUCAUCACCACUAAAGAGAAAUGGCUCCAAAUCAAGUAGCAAGGCCUUUGGUGAACAAGAUAAGGCAAACUUAAGUUGGAGUCGGUCAGAUAGUCGCUCAGAUGAACGAUCAUGGCAUCAUAAAGGCUCAUUAGUAAAGAAUGGUGGAGCAGAUGAUGAAAAGAGUGACAGGAUACUUGAAAUCGAUACCGGGAAACCCAAUGCAACGCUUAAAAAAAGAAAUCUCUUCCCCUCUGACCAGAAUAGUCAUAGCUUCACCACUUCAAGAGACUCCACAACCCAUCAAACGGUUCCAAGUCCAUCUUCUUGCGAAGUACAAUCUUUAAGCCCACUGAAAUUCAACUAUGAUCCAGAAGACAUCUUCUGCACCGCAAAUAAUAGUCCACAGUUCUACUCUGCCUCAUCUAAGGGUGGCUGCAGCUCGAAGAGGAGUCCCUUUACUCCAAGUAAGAGUGAUGGCUCAAAAAGUUACUUAAGUGGCUACUCAGAUUGCCCAAGCUAUAUGGCAUACACUGAAUCUUCCAAGGCUAAGGUUAGAUCUCUUAGUGCUCCAAAGCAGAGGCCUCAGUAUGAGAGAUCUAGUUCAACAAAGAGGUAUUCUAUUCAUGCAUUUGGUGAAACAAGGUCAAAUGCACAGAGGAUCUCUGUCUUGCAUGCAAACUUUACAAACAAAGCCUAUCCAGGAUCUGGUCGUUUGGACCAGCUUGGUAUGCCUGUGGGUUACAGAUGUUGAUGUUUUUGUUUAUUUCAAAGUGUUUUGUUUAAUUUUGUUUUUAAUCUAAUUUGGCUAACUGAUGUACUAUGUUUAAGUACUUGAAAUGUGCAAGAAUUUUAUGAUUAUAUAAAGAUAUAUUUUGUGA